Messenger RNA from Gekko japonicus, 1086 nucleotides. It is a transcript of the gene FKBP6, whose product is annotated as FK506 binding protein 6. Bases 1 to 1086 code for a protein of 361 amino acids. The transcript is spliced from 9 exons. Gene Ontology annotation, molecular function: protein binding; peptidyl-prolyl cis-trans isomerase activity. NCBI's taxonomy places the organism in Eukaryota, Metazoa, Chordata, Lepidosauria, Squamata, Gekkonidae. The record is from RefSeq and is a predicted model, not a curated record.
AUGGAGGCCGGCGAGAGAUGGGGCGGGUGGGGCCGCGAGAAGCGCAAUGGGGCUUGUCCGCCGGCGGAAGACGGUGAAGGCGACGUCGUGUCUCCUUACCACCGAUUGAGUCAACGGAUGCAGGAUGUCACUGGUGACAGAGGGGUGUUGAAGGAGGUUAUCCGUGCCGGGGCUGGUGAUGUAGUGCCUGCUGAGGCUUCAGUAUUAGUGAAAUUUUCGGGGUACUUGGAACACAUGGACAGACCCUUUGACACAAACUGCUUCAAAAAAAAUCUAAGACUCAUGAAACUUGGUGAAGAAAUCACACUGCGGGGUAUGAUAGUUGGGCUCCUGACAAUGAAGAGAGGGGAGCUGGCACGAUUUCUCUUCAGGUCACCUUAUGCCUUUGGAAUGACUGGCUGCCCACCGUUGAUCCCUCCCAACGCCACCGUCUUGUUUGAGAUUGAACUUUUGGAUUUCUUAGACACCGCAGAAUCUGAAGAAUUCUUCGAGCUGACUCCUGAGCAACAGGAGAGGUUCCCUCUGCAGAAGGUGCUAAAGGUGACAGAAACAGAGCGAGAGUUCGGCAAUUACCUCUUCCGACAGAAGCACUUCAUGGAUGCCAGAGAAAGAUACAAGCGUGCUUCCUCAGUCUUGCAUCGUGUGGCUGCCAAAGAGGACGAACAAACGAAAGUAGAUACUGCCAAGCUGCUGGUCCUCUUGAACUUGUCCAUUACUUACCUGAAGCUGCGGCAUCCAGCUCGGGCACUUCUGUAUGGAGAAAGGGCCUUGGAACUAGAUCAGAAAAAUGCCAAAGCCCUCUUCAGGUGUGGCCAGGCAUGCCUUUCUCUGGCAGAAUAUGAGAGAGCUCGGGAUUUUCUAGUCCGAGCACAAAAAGAACAGCCCUUUAACCAUGACAUCAACAACGAACUGAAGAAGCUGGCCAGCUGUUACAGAGAAUUCAAGGACAAGGAGAAGGAGAUGUGCACCAGGAUGUUCAGCUCUCUUUCAGUGGAAGAAGAAUUAAAGACUUGUGUUUGCAAGCAGAGGAAGCGCCCUUGUAACAGCAUGCGCUUCUUGUUGCUGCAGGAGCAGGCCUCGCUUUGA